This is a messenger RNA of Syngnathoides biaculeatus (alligator pipefish), 6988 nucleotides long. RefSeq names its product trafficking protein, kinesin binding 2 (gene trak2). The transcript has 15 exons. Gene Ontology annotation, molecular function: GABA receptor binding. Gene Ontology annotation, cellular component: dendrite. Lineage: Eukaryota; Metazoa; Chordata; Actinopteri; Syngnathiformes; Syngnathidae. Bases 3077 to 5647 code for a protein of 856 amino acids. Gene Ontology annotation, biological process: neurogenesis; anterograde axonal transport of mitochondrion. The record is from RefSeq and is a predicted model, not a curated record.
CUCUUCACGUUGGUCUUUUCUGCUCAGCAUGUGAAACAGUUGGAUUUCUCAUUGUCAUGUGACAUAUAAAUUAACUUUGACUGGAUCAGUCAUCGUCUCUAAUUUAUAUAUAGAAAGCAGCUCGAGUCUGAUUGGUCCAUAUCUCUGCGUCUGCUAGAUCGAUGUCACCCUUCAAUGCCUAGUUCUGACCUGAAUCUCUCGCAUGAGUUUGAUCAUGCAUGAGAGUUAUACACUUGGAACACACAUUAAAGUGCAGUCAAUGAGUACACAUAUGUUGUCUUUUACAGGAACAAGUGACUGCGUUUGCAAUUACUAUUGGUAAUGUGGUGGCUGAAAUCGCGAGACCCACACGCAUGUCUGGCCACUGCCAUUCACAUGAAUAGGGGCAUAAGAUGAGCUCAAAAAAGCUCCCUCGGCCAUAUCAACCAUCCUACAUGGCCAGGCUUUCCACGCUGAGUAAAAUUACACUCAUGAACUGUGCCUUACAAUGGCCAAGUACACACAAUGAACAGUCACCUGGGCGAAACACUCCCUCGCCGCCGCCAUAGCACGCCAAGCCAUCACUCCGGCGCGGCACAAUUGAGACGAGUGGCCGGCCAAAAGUGUACACAAAUUACUGUCAAGCACAAUACAUCAGGCGUUUGACUCCUGGCCCACCAUAGAGAAUGUCAGCCGACCAAAGCACCAGAAAGGCGGCCACUGCGAGCUCGUCCUUCACUCAAAGCUCUGUGAUUGAAAGUGGCGGGGGGUCUGCUGGUGACAGUGAACGCAGGCGUUGGCGCUCCAUCCACCACACCAUACCAAAGAUCACAAACACAGCCAUGUAGUUGUAAAACAUAUGCGUACUUUAUGGAGUGCAAUUUUUAUGGCUGCGGCUCAGACUGUUGUUAAAACCAGAAAUAGUGCAUUGCUGUUCAGCUGAGUUGGCUGGGCCAGCAACAGUCACAAAGUGGUAAGGUCUUUGGGAUGAAUAUAAUUAGCACAACUAUGUCACACUGUCAAUAAUUUCAAAUCCAGUCACCUGUAAGUGGUUUUGAUGUUUAAAGAAUUUUACAGUCACACGACGUAUAGCAUCGAUUUCAACCUUAGACUUUGUCACAGACUCAGUUUGACUUGUUAUACACAAAAUAGUAGAAAAAAUUGAAGGGCACCUUCCUUUAAAUUUAAACAUCACAUUAUAUAAAUGAAUCGAUGAAAUGACAAAUAAAUUAUAAGACCCUGAAAAAUAAACUCAAUGAAUAAAAAUUCUACUUUUAAAGUACAAAACAUUGGUACAAGUUCACUUUUUUUAUUGUAAGAACAUGGUGGACACAGGAUUUAAUUUCUCCAGAUAAAAUGGCGCUCUGCCAACAUGUAACACCCGUAAUUAAAACAUUUUCAUGGGAAGUCAAAGCAAACAAAUUUUCUGGGCAGUUGCUCGUAUCUUCAAAAAAGUUGUUAGGUCACUCGCUCGCAUCUCAAGGCUCAACUGUUUGACAAAAGUAAACCUUGAACUGUACUUUGACAAUGAUUUUUGCAGAGGGAUCUUGAAGAACAUGGUAUGGUGGAACAUAGUGGGCAAUACUUUGACAUACUUUGUCACACACACAAAAUAUUUCUCAAGUAAAUACAUUUACAACUGUGCCAUAAUGUAGUUUUACAUCACAGCAUCAGGCUGCUUCAGCCAAGAAGAAAUCUGACCGUUGCUUUAAACACGACACACACGUGCAUUUGCCCGUAUCUAUUGGACACGUGGGGGUUCCUUUUUUUACUCGAUGUACAUCCUCUUUAAUUCCAAUGGGAGGGAAUUAGAGGGGAUCUGAUUCUGCACAUGUUGAUCACACGUUGGCUUUGACUUUAUCCCCUUUUACACAGCAAAGCCAUUGGUCUUUUCAACCCUUUGUCUUUUUAGUCUCACGGAAUGCGGAGACGGUACAGGCCGGACAGUUUCUGUUGUCCUAUUGUGGAAGACAGUUUGUGGAAAACUAGGAGGGAGGGGUGCGACUGUUGGCUUCUAUGAUUGUUGGCUUCCGAUGACUCCCUUGCAGCUGAAAAGGAGUCAUGGGAUGUGUGUGCGUGUGUGUGUGUGUGUGUGUGUGUGUGUGUGUGUGUGUGUGUGUGUGUGUGUGUGUGUGCACGCAUGUGUGUGUGGUUUCAAAGUCAAACCGUUGCAGUACAAGUAGGCCUUACUUCCUCUCUUUUCAUUGUCGCAGUGUUUCCUAUAAAUACAAUUUAUAAUACUGUACUUAAUCUGCAUCAUUAACAAGAAAUGUAGAUAGAAGAUAAUUCACACACUUUAUUAUUAUAAUAUGCUUGUGGGAUACAACAUGUUCAUGACAUUUCCCGACAUCUCAACACUAUUUCCUUCAGUUCUUAAAUGACUGACUGAAUGAAAUAACUAACUGUCUUCGGUAAUAUUGUUUUUGAUCAGAUUGAGCUGCAGAUUGUCAAUGAUUGUAACAUGGGGGAGGGCACACACGCAUCGGCGUGCUUGUCAUGGAGAAAGCAAAAGAGAGACUGUAAAAAGAAGCACAGCUUGCUAGAACAUGCCUUUAUAUGCGUGCGAUCGACAUAUCUGUCAUAACUGAAUCAAGCGAUGAUUGGCCCACGUCUUUUUUUUGGAGGGGGGCACACCUUCUCGUGAUCGACCAAAACCGCCUCCGCGAUUGGCUUGUAGACAUUGAUCACCCCUGUAGCAUAAGCUAUUAACUGUGGUAACAAAACCAAGGCAUUAAAGUCAAAGCAGUUGGUCCAGACAGAAGAAGGAAUGUUAAUUAUCUGUGUACCAAACUUGUCACACGUGCACUGAGCUUGGUUGCGGUUCAGUGUUUACAUCCAGAGGUCAAGUGGAGGCCUUGGAGAAUAGCACCAUCUGCCUGACUUGAAAACAGCCUCACUUUACUUCAGAGAUAAAGUAUUUCUGAGUAUGAAGCAUUUGCGAGCCCAUGUGAUCAGUAAGCUCGUCUCCUGGCUUACUGGCUGAUUGAAUAGAACUGCAUCUUCUCUUCAAACAGCGUAUCUCUCUUUGGACCACCCCUCUCAUUCCCACCCCGCCUCCCACUUCUCCAAAGUCCUCAGUUCUGAUCGUGUGGAGCAGAUGACUAAGACGUACAAUGACAUCGAAGUGGUCACUCACCUACUGGCCGAGCGUGACAGAGACUUGGAGCUGGCAGCCCGCAUCGGACAGUCACUUCUACAGAGGAACAACCUGCUGCAAGAGCGCAAUGAGGCUGUGGAAGAGCAGUUAGCACAGACUCUAGACCAGGUUCACCAGCUCCAGCAUGAGCUCAGUAAGAAGGACGAGCUGCUGCGGAUGGUGGCCAGCGCCUCGGAAGAGUGUGAGGUUACAUCCAGUGCGUCAACCCCACUGAGGCCGCCCCAGUUAGCCAGUGCAACCACUGCUGCUGCGCUGAGCCAGCUGGAGUCAAUGCAGUGUAAGCUCCAGGAGCUGGAGGAGGAGAACCUGGCUCUGAGGUCUGAGGCCAGCCAGCUGAAGAGAGAUACCAUCACCUAUGAGGAAAAAGAGCAGAGACUUGUGAGCGACUGCGUCAAGGAGCUCCGCCAGUCCAACAGCCAGAUGGUGUCUAUGACUGAUGAACUGUCCCAGAAGAACGAGGAAUUGGUCAGACACCAGGAGGAGAUUGCUCAGUUGCUCUCCCAAAUUGUUGAGCUGCAACAUCGGGUAAAAGAGUUGGCUUUAGAGAAAGAGGAGCUGAGGAUCCACUUGCAGGCGUCCAAAGAGGCCCAGAGGCAACUCACAGCAGAGUUGAACGAGCUGACCGAAAGGAACGCAGAGUGUGUCGAAAUGCUCCACGAGUCCCAGGAGGAGAUCAGGGAGCUUCGUAACAAAAACACUUCCCCGUCUGGCAUUCGACGGCAUCUCUCCUAUGGCCUCUACCCGAUGGAUUCCUUGGCUGCGGAGAUUGAAGGCACUAUGAGGAGAGAGCUGGGUGUUGAGGAAGAGACUGCAUUUCAGGACCACAGGAUUUCCCAGAAGCGAGUCUUCCAGACUGUCCGCUCCGCCAACGCGUCAACAUCUCGACCACCUUCGACCACUCCCCCAAUUCCUGGUUCUGGUCGGAACUCCCUGGUGAUGACUACUCAGCAAUUUCCUUCUGCUCAGGGAGAUGAGGUUCAUGAGGGGCAGUCGGGGUCCCCGGGUGGAAACGACCUCAUGAAAGCCCUACAUCGUCUGUCGCUGCGGCGGCAGAACUUCUUGUCGGAGCACCAGUUCUUCAAGGCGGAACGGGACAAAAAGCUGCAGACCCUGGCUAGAGCGGAGGCCCACGACGCAGGAAGUGGCUACAGCUCGGCAAUGGGCAGCAUGUGCUCCUCCUUUUCCAAUCUGUCCGACCUCUCCAUAGGCUCCAGCGUCUUCAAGACUUUCCUACCAGAGAAGCUUCAGAUUGUCAAGCCCAUGGAAGGCUCACUGACGCUCCAUCAUUGGCAGCAGCUAGCCAAACCGCAUCUGGCCACCAUCUUGGACCCACACCCUGGUGUUGUCACCAAGGGUUUUCGGCCGCUUGCCCAGGAUGCCGUUUACUGCCUGAAGGACAUGGAGGAAGAUGAGGAGGAUGAAGCACGUGCAGAGGGGGAGGCUGGCGUCAUGGAAAAAGGAGCAGCAGAGAGAGGUAAAGAGGAAGAUGAGGAUGAAGGUGGCAUUGUCUUCCAAGUGCGCUGCUCAUCGACGCCUGAGGAGAAGAAAGACGGGAAGCUUUCAGCCGCACCUCUUCCCAUCGCCUCCCUCUUAACGGCCCGACCGCCGUCCAUCGCUGAGACACGCGGCCAAUCAUCUCACUCCAGUCUUAACGUUUCCACAACGAGCGUCCAGUCGGGCUCGCACAUCUCAGUCCGACAUCCAGUCAAAUGUCAGAGUUCCACGUUCUCCACGUACACUUUCACCACCUGCCGUAUCCUGCACCCUUGUGAUGUCACACAAGUCUCUGAAAGUUCACAGACAUGUGUCAAUGCCAACACGCCCAGCUCCAUGAGGACCGGACCCAGUACCCCUGUGACUCCCUGCCGGCUCAGCCUUGGAGACUCCUUCCCUGUUCGGCGUCCCGCUCUGGCUGCCAGCGGUUUGGCCAAGUUGGUCCUGGAGAAAGGCAUUUCUGCACAAGUCUCCACAGAAACCCCCCCAUUAUGUGCAAGAGCCGCACCCCCGCGACCCCUCCUCCGGCUCCUCCCGGGCACGCCCCCCAACUCGCCCUCGCACUCGCCCGGAUCCGAGUGCCGCCAGCACUCUGCUGACAAUUUCCUGGCGUCGAGGCCGGCGGAGUUGUUCCUGCGAGAUGUUUACGGCUUGAAUCUCGGCCGCUCGCCGCAUCCCGACCUACCGAGCCCCUCCCGUGAAAACUCAGCCCGCGGACCGCCCCCGGAUCCGCUUAACGUCAGCCUCUUGGAGAGGCUGCGCCAGAUGCGAUUUACCAAGUUCCCCCAAGACUCCCCCACCUUUGUGUCGGCAGGCGGGGGGAGCCUACUGGACGGUCUGAGGCGCAACCAAAGCCUCCCAGCGAUGAUUGGCGUUCGAACGGGAAAGUCGACGGGUCGCCCCUCCCAUCCUCCUCACCCCACCUCCCUGGCGCUCCCCCCGCCACCUUGGGGAAACCUCAAACAGAGAUGCACAAAGGUCACCUCGAGCGCCCUGCCGCGUUCAGGUGACCCCUGAACUCCAUCGCUCCCCCGAAAACCCCAACCUCCUUUGUUAGUCAACCCCCCCCCCCCCCCCCCCGUCUUUUUAUGACUUCAUUUUAAAGCACAACAGACUUGAAGUGAGUUUUUAACUGCUAGCUACUUGUGAGCCAUGAUUGGAGUUAUUACCGCCUUAGCUUUUGUCUCUGUGAGCUUACGGCACGUCAUUGUAAGGGUUUGCAUGUUUUGGAAAGAGGGAAAUAGUACUACGUGGACAUUAGUAUCGGGACGUUCCACAUGGUUGUAGUGUAACUUGAAAUGGGCAAAGAAGGUUUUGUGGAUGUUGACGUGAAAGAGAAGGUGUUUCAGGUUGGGACAAUUUCAGGAAAAAAAAGUUUCCGUAUGUUCAUGUUUGAAUCCGGAGUUGUCACAAGGGCUUCUGUAGUCGUGGCUUCAAAGUACAGGGCACCCCCCACCCCCAAAAGACAUCAUUUGAAAUAUUAAUGCAACUAAUGUAUAACUAAAAUUUUGUGCAGUUUAUAAACAUUUAAUUUUGUGAUUUUUUUUUUUUUUUUUUUUUUUUCUUUUCUGUCCCACUCGAAGGAGCGUGCAUCCCAUAAUAUUAGAAUCCCAGUAUUCGAAUUCAAAUGGAUAAAUGAAUUGAGUGUAGACAUUUAGAAGCGAGUGGAGCCUUUGCCAGGUUAAUUAUAAACGUAGUCCUAUCCUCUUUUUUUUUUUUUUUUAAACGAAAGUCCCUGGUCCUGUCUUUUUGGACAUCUCACGACAACCAGGUCCCCGCAUGUCCGUGGGACCUGAUCGAAGGUCCAGACCAGACCUGGCAAGUUGGUUACUGUGCGUGUGUAGGAUUUUCAUUAUUAUUAUUAUAAAAAGCAGCCUUAUGUGGAAGCCAGCUGUGUAGCUCUCCUGCCUUUUUGCCACUGGAUGUUAUUAUUUGCAUCAUUUGUUUUUGAGUCCACCCAGACUUCCACUGAGUUACUGCCCUUUGUUGUUUGUAUCUAAACUUAGUUUUUCUUACACUAUUAUAUUUAUGAGGAAGAUUCGGGACACAAUGUUGCAUUCUGUUGUUUUUCUCCAACUUGGAAGACUACCAAAAGCAUGCUUUUUUGUUUUUUCUCUCCCCCCUUCCAUGUGGAAAUGUAAUAUACUGGCUUUCAUGUAUUAUGGCUUACUAUUUAUUAAACUAACAUAAUGUUUGUAAAGAUGAAGAUAACACGUUUAUCUCUUUUAAUCGUAGUUGGAUUUGAUUGUUCAUGUCACCUGGAUAUAGCUUAUCCUGGCACAAGGUUCCGUAAACAACUCAUACCCGUUUGUUUGUUUUUUUUCUUUGUGUGUUAUUUUUUUUUUUCGUGUUCUCUUU